Messenger RNA from Scylla paramamosain (green mud crab), 5117 nucleotides. Its product is annotated as protein Wnt-5b-like. NCBI's taxonomy places the organism in Eukaryota, Metazoa, Arthropoda, Malacostraca, Decapoda, Portunidae. Gene Ontology annotation, molecular function: frizzled binding; cytokine activity. Bases 1011 to 2090 code for a protein of 359 amino acids. Gene Ontology annotation, biological process: multicellular organism development; neuron differentiation; cell fate commitment. Gene Ontology annotation, cellular component: extracellular region. The transcript is spliced from 9 exons. The record is from RefSeq and is a predicted model, not a curated record.
UUGCAGGGCACACGGUGGAGGUGGCGUGCCCCUGGCUGGCUGCCGCCACGCCGCCGCGGGGCGGGGGAGGGGCGGGGGCACGGCGCUGACCGCACAUGUUGACGGGCUGUCACUCCGAGUUGCGUUGCGGCCGGGAUAAGACGGGCAGCUCCUUCGGUCCUGGCGACCUCUCCUGUGAAAGGCAAGCGUGGCAGAGCAGCGGCAGCGGCAGUGGCGAGGGAGACGAGACGCCGUGCGGGGCAACACAUGGCCGGUGAUGGCUCUCCCGUGACGCCCCUCCCGCGGCGCCGCCCGUCGAGCUGAGCGUCCUGGUGGCUAGUUCCGGAGUGCUCGCGGGUUGGCAUGGCGUCCCAGGGCCUCGCCAAGCAGUCCUGUUCCCCGCGUGCCAAACUCCUGCCCGCUGGCCGCUAAAUGGAAGAACCUGAGAAUUGGCUCUUGUCCCUCACACUCCGCGGCGGCCUGAGUCCCGCCCUCAAGAUGUAGAGACCUCCACGCCUCCCUGCAGGACGACAGGCUGUGUGCAGGACGGCGGGACAGGACAAGGGCGGGGCAGGAUUCGUGUCGACGCGUUAUUUAUGCAGACGCCCACAAACACACUCACAAACACACAAGCACAUACCCUCAAUCCUUCUAAUAGACUCCAUGUGUGAGAAGACAACGCUGUAGACUCUUAGAAGCAACGCUGGUGUCUGUUGUAACAUGUGAAACUCUUCGCAUAGACUGACUGACCUUCUUGCCAGUGGGAAGAACGGUGCAGAUGUGAAUAAGAACUGAGCAGUGUUCGUGUCUGUGUAACAUUUAUUAAAGUGGACAAACUACGCUGCUCUCAAGGCUACUGGCGGCGGCGGCGGCGGUGCAGUGUGACUGAGAAUUGAUCAUUACCUUGUAAAAAACAUUAAUUCUCCUCAAACAUCUACUGAGAGAGCCGCCAGCGCCCCUCUGAGACCCACGGCGGUAGGGCAGCAAGGGCGUGAGCUAUCUUGUUUACUGAUCGGCGCAGCGAGGCGAGGAUGAGGAGAGUGCGGCCCGGAGCGUGGAUGGUGGUGGUGCUGGUCGCCGCCUUGGCCUGCCACCACGUCACGGCGACCUGGUGGCUCCUUGGACUCAACAGUGCCCAGAUGCAGAGUUCGGCGGAGCUGGAGCCACACAGGUACCGCGAGGAGUGCAACAACUUGACCUACCUCGUGGCUAAACAGAAGCAGCUGUGUCGCCUCUCCCAGAACGUGCUCAAGACGGUGAGCCAGGGCGCCAGGAUGGGCAUCAGUCAGUGCCAGCAUCAGUUCAGCAUGCACCGCUGGAACUGCUCCACCUUCAGCGAUUCCCCUUACGUGUUCGGCCACCUCCUCCGCAUAAAGAGCAGGGAGAAGGCCUACGUGUACGCCAUCUCAGCGGCGGGCGUGGCGUACAGCGUGACGCGAGCCUGCAGCCGCGGGGAGCUGACGGAGUGUGGCUGCGAUGAGCGGAUCCGGCAGCGACCCACGCGAGGCAGGUGGGUGUGGGGCGGGUGCUCGGAGGACCUACGCUUUGGGGAGUACUUCAGCAAGGAGUUUGUGGACGCGCGGGAGGCGAGGAACACAGCGGAGGGACUCAUGAACUUGCAUAACAAUGAGGCCGGACGACGGGCCAUCAGGUCAGAAAUGGAGUUGGUGUGCAAGUGCCACGGUGUCUCGGGGUCCUGCUCCAUGCGGGUGUGUUGGCGCAGGAUGGGUGCCUUCACAAACAUUGGUGACUCCCUUCUGCAGCGCUUUGAGGGAGCCUCCAUCGUCAGAUUUGUAAAGAAGAGAAAGAGAAAGAAACUCCGCCCACUGAAGAGAGGCUUCAAGCGGCCCACCAGACGGGACCUGGUGUACCUGGAGGAGUCCCCAGACUACUGCACCAGGAAUGAGGAUCUUGGUGUGUUGGGGACAACUGGUCGACUUUGCAACAAGACAAGCUGGGGCAUGGAUGGCUGCCGGCUGCUGUGCUGCGGUCGUGGCUACCAGACCAUGGUUAAGGAAGUUACGGAAAAGUGCAAUUGUAGGUUUGUUUGGUGUUGUAAGGUUCACUGUGAGAAGUGUCAGGUGUCUCGUGAGGAACAUUAUUGUAACUGAGUGUGGUAAGUUUAAGGUGAGUCAAAGCAAGGCUAGAAAUGAUGGGAUGUGUGCCACCUAAUCUAACCAGUAUUUUGUAUUCUCUAGAUACUGUACCCAUGUUUCUUAUCUUGCAUGUACGAAUGAUUUAUCUUAUAUUUUCAAUGACUCAACAUUUUUGUUGAUUUAAUAGAUCUACUUCACUUAUAUAAUAGAGAAUCUUCCAGAAAUAUAUAAAUGUCUUUGAGCUUUAUGAAAAUCUGGAAUUAAUUACUAAAUGGCCUAAGAACACUGUUGAUGUGCACUCCAAGUUCUUGAAGGCACCAAACUGGGGCAAGAUUUUUCCUCAGUGAUUUGUGUUUUGAAUGAGUUUACUUAAUUCUUAAUUAAUUAAUUCUGUAUUUCUGACUGCAUCAGUUUUUGGGAUUGAUGCUGCAUGCAAGGCAUUGUGAGCUUCUUGUCCAUUCAAAAUAAUUUCUUGUGAAGGUGGUUUUAAGAAUUUUAUAACUGCAAUACUUGGCCAUGAAUGAAGAUAUAAGUUACAUGAGCUAUUGAAUUUGCGGCUGGAUGUAGCCGGUGUGUUUACUUUGGUACUGCUCGUUUCAACACGAAGGCUACAAUAAAUUUGGUCAUGUAUAUUCUAUCUGAGAAAUAGUUCAUUUUAAGAAAGGAUUUACUUGAGUCCAAGCCAUAAUACACUUAUUUAUUUAUUUAUUUUUUUAUUUAUUUAUUUUUUUUUUUUAAGGAUUUACGAGAGUCCAGGCCAUAAUACACAAUUUUUUUAAAGUCAUACAAUUUUACUUUUUUUAUGCCCAACUUGAUUCAGACAGGGAUUAAAUGGUAAUUCACUACUGUAAUAACAAAAAAAAUCAGCUGCUCUUGUUCACAAAAAAUUGUAAACCAUACUUCCAAUCAUUUACUUUGAAGAAUAUGCAGAGAUUAAUUUGAAGAUGUCUAGAAUCUUCCUCCCUUAAACUGUAUUAUGCAGGGAACAUUUCCUUUGUAAGAUUGCUGUUUCUUGUAAAUUAUUCCUUCAACACUGAUUUAGCAGAGAAAUCCUAUACAUCAGCUUGAUGCUCCUACCACCACACUGUAGUUUAGGUGAAUUCAUCAUCUAAAGAUGAUUCCUUCUGACAAGGAUUUCUCUGCCUAAUAUGUGUUGGAAAAAUUUGCUGUGAAGGAAGGGCAGUUUUAUAAAAGGGAAUGCUAUGUGUAACUAUAUUUAGAGAGAAAAAAAAAAAAAUCUAAAUAAGUGAAAUCCCUCCAGAAAUGUUUAAUCAUCCAACCAAAGAUUCUCUUUUAAACAUUUGUAAUAAAAUUUACCUUGACCCAUUCCAUUCACACCUAAUGAUUCUUCCUAACUUCCUAAGAGGAUGGCUAUGAUAGGGUUCUGCAGGGCAGCAGCUAACUGGUUCAUGAGGCAAUAGCUGGGAAAUACAGCAGAAUGAUUGUAGCCAAAGCAAACCCUGAUAAGAGGAAUUUGUGCUGUGGUUACAUUAGCAACUACUGGCACUCAAUGACUGGGUAGACUGAGACCUGCCAAUGUCCAAAAAAACAGAACCCAGUAAUUCCAACACCACUUGCCACUUCAUACUGCCCAGACUAAUCAAGAGUCAGGUACAGAGGAUUUCCCUACUGCCAACAACACACGUCAGAGGUACACAGACAACCCCAAAGGAAAAUCGUCAAAACACAUCUCCGAGAGCCUCCACACAAGACUACUGUACCAUGCAGACAGCUUUGAGUGUGCCCCAAAACCAGACUUACCCACAGGUAAACUAAGCUCUGUGCCAAUAAUCACUCAUCCAUAGAAAGCCAGUCUCCUUUUAAGAAGCAAAAUAAUGCAGCACUUUUCAAGUCCCAUCAUGUUGACCUAUUUUUCUCAAAUUUUUGUGCGGGUCCACUGAUGGCUGCUGUGGGCACUGUGGUGCACCCAUCCCUCAGGCAGUUGGCCUUGAAGUGUGCCCAUGUAUUUUACUGAGGUCAUACAAUUCUGAACACUUUUGAAGAGGGGAAUAUAAAAGCAACAAUGCUGCUUGGGUCUCUUCUGAAAUACUUUGCUUAGAUUUAACACUUCCAACCAACUAAAUGUAUGAGUUGUUGCCACAAGUGUGAUUUGCUGUUGAUUUUUAGUAUCCCACAGUGUUUCAUUUUCCUGCACUAUAAAAUAAAAGAAUACAGACUUAUUUAGCUAGAAGAAACACCAGUGGAGCCUAGUACCACAACCGACAUUGUCUCUUUGGCCUCUAGUAACAUUAUCGCACCAUUUUAAGUUUUGCUCCGUGUACCUGAUCCUCAUUUUGUAAAUACAGACAGGGCUGUAUGUAGCUCAUGUGAGACUGUGUAUAUAGCAAAUAUAAUUUCUUCAGGAUGGUGUAGUAGCUGUGUGUGUAUAUAAAGUAUUUUAAGUGUGAAGUGAAGACUAACAUUGGAAUAUCAGAAGUUGCUCCUGUACACACUUUCACAUGCACAUGGAUUUGCUAAUACAGUAAGUAAUGACCUGCAAUAUAAUGUGAAUAUCAGAGCAAUUAAUUUUAUUAUAUGUAUAAUUAUAUAUUAUUGAGUACUGAAUAUAAAUUAAUCUAAUAUUAGAAUAUAUCAUGGAUCAAACACUAAUUAAAGGAACAUAAAAGUUUAGAUCUCAGAUAACUCUAAAAAUGUAGAGAUAAAAUUUGUUUGUAUGUAAUUACUGUUAAGAAUUUUUUUUUUCCCAUUAAGAAGUGUUACUGUAGUGACAACAGUGACCCUUGCAUGCAUUCUCAAGAUAAUGUGUUUUGUCAUGUAUACAUAUAUUCAUGAUAGUCUAUAUGAAGCAUGAUAAGAGAGCCUUGUCUUUGUUAAUGCAUUACUCUGAAAGCAUUCAAAUGUAGUAGAGUCACCAGUGGUAGGCAAUGACUCAGUGGAUGUCAAUUUUCAAACACAGCUGCUGUGUGGGGCCAUCCACAAGGCAACCGUGUUCCCUCAGGUUCAAUUGACAAUGAUUGGCUCUUGUUUUAGGUGACUUGUGAGUUGUGCACUGGCAAGACAUUUUAAUAAAUGUAGAGAUGA